CACCAAGGCCUCAGUUUCUCCCUUAUGUAAAAGUCAAAAGGUUGGACCUUGUGCCCUCCAAGGCCUGUUCCAGCGCUGACAACUGCUGCUGUGUUUUCCUUUACUCUUAGCAUGGACUGUGGGUGGGGAUAGGGGCUAGAUCAGGAGUCCUCACCACCACGUGUUUUUGGAGGCAGGUUAGAGGAUUGGGGAGGGCCUAAGAGAGGAGAAGCAAGGGUCAAGUGUGGAUGGGUGGAGCUAAGACUGGGUAGGGGACAUGUACCUAUCCUAGGCUGACAGAGACCCCUUCUUCAAUCUGGCAUGCAGAGCAGCCAUCCCACCAUCUCGCCUCCAUAUUCUCCUACUGAAGUUCUUUUGACAAAGAUACUAGUCUCUGCCAGAGGUUUUCUCUCAAAAUGGAACAGAAUGGAUGCAAUCAGGCAUUUGAGGUUCCACCUCAAAUGCCAUUUGUAGCUGUGAAAACUUGAGCAAAUUAUUUCUCUCCCUUUGAGGCUGGAAAAAGAGAGUUCCAACACCCAUGCUCACUGAGACAUGGUGGCUGUAAGUUGUGUGUGUGGCCCCAUUGUUGUUUUUCUAAGGGUUUCCCCCAUCCCGAAAGUCCUUUUCUCUGGACCCUCCCACUAGCCCUGCUCAGACAUAGGGGGGGCAUUGUGUCUGUGGAAGCUUAAUGGCAGGUUCCAACAAUCAAGUCUGAGUCAUGGAGACACAUAAUGAUAACCCCUCGUGUCUGCCUCUGAUGGUGUUGUAUAUGCACCUUGUUCCAUGGGAACCACUGAGCAAUCUGCUGGGGACCUUAGGGGUCUCUUUUUGCCUGAUUGUGGACCCCAGAAGUGAACUUCUGCCAUUGUGAGAUGGAUCCUGAAAUGCAGCAGGAACUCAGGUAGGAAGUCCCCUGCUGCAGUCCCCAGAGUUCCUAUUUUUAAGUUAAGCAACUGAGCAGUGUCUCUUACAGGGACAGGUAGCCAGGGCAGGGGGAACCAUAAGUGGAGGGACUGGAAAAGGAUGUGUGGUGUCUCCCUGGUCCUAGGUCUCCCCUCAGCUCAGUGUUUGUGCACUUAGGCCUACAUGCACAAAUGUGCACACUUCAAAAUGCCCCCAAGUGACCCUUUUGGUGGCUGCAAUGUACUUUUGGGUGCUUGGGGCUGUUAAGAUGCCCUGGGUAUGUUUCUAUCAGAUCCCCUGGUGACCAAGACUGACUGGGAUGCACUGGGGCAUUUUUACUUGGCUUUUUGUUUAGGAUGGUAUAAAACUGAGUAUGAGGAAUGAGCCAUUGCAUAAGGGAUCUUGUGUUCUUUGUGCACCUCCUUGCGUGUGCCUGGUGCUGGGUGAGUCAGGGCCUGAGUCAGGGAGCCCAGGAGUCUGGGUGUGAGCAGACAUGUACCCAUCUUGCUAGCCUAUCCCCAUCUUGGUACAGUGGUGGGAACCUCUGAUGGGAUUAAGUGGGUGGGGCCUGCAUCCUCUAUCUCCACCCACUAAAUCCCCAAGGCUUUCAAGGGAUGAGGGGAUGGGAAAGGGAGGUGUCAGAGCCUUUGGUGCAGGUGUGGGACUGGGUCAGGUUCCCCCUGAAGGUGGGUGAAGGGCUGGAGGACCAGCUGGUGGCCCAGAUGCUACCUUCCUUGCCCAGCCUGCACCAGUGAAGCUAUCAGGAUGAGGCGAGCAGGCUCCAGGAACCCAUUGGGAGAAAAUGAGGCCUAUAUAUUGGGAACCAUGGAAGCUGGGAGAGGUGGGUGGCCUAGGAGCCCCCUCAGAGGCAGUGGCAGCCUUGCUACCUCCCUCUCCUCCCACCUCCAGCCUCAGGGAGAGAAGAGGGGGGCUCCUGGUCCAGGCUUGUGGCUUUUGUGUGACUUGCACCUGGCCAUCUGUAUCUGGAAUAAGGAUACCUUGGUCUAAAAUGAAACCCAGGGACAGGCAGUGGGCUGGCCGCCCAGUCCUGUCUCAGUCAUAGAUGUCACACUGGCUCUCUCCCCAAAUUUUUCAUUUCCUGAUCCUCUGCCACAGCCUCACUCACCCUGGCACCCCCUGCCCUACACUUUCAGAGCCUAAGUGUCUUUUUCUGCCUCAGAUUCUGGGUACAUUCCCUCUAUAAACCCAGGUGUCCUAGCCACACACCCCAAGGGCUGACCAGCCUUCAGUUUUGCCACUCCCUGUCCCUGGGGCCUGUAAUCGGAGCCAGGCUCCAGCCGGCUUUUCCGGUUGGAGUUUGGAGGUGGUGCCCCGAGCUCCCCUCAAGGGGGUGGCAGGGCCCACGCCCCGGAAGUCCUGAGCCUUGAGCCAUCCUCUCGUCCAGUGGUGGAGAGCCAGUCCUGACACUCAGACACCCAGUGUCUGGAGUCAAAAGAGCUGCAGAGGGACUUUUGCCUGGCUCAUAGUUAAAGGCAGGAUGAUUCCACUGGCCGAGUUCAAGCAAUUCUCAGAGCAGCAGCCUGCCUUCAAGUUGCUCAAACCCUGGUGGGACGUACUGGCCGAAUACCUCACAGUGGCUAUGCUCAUGAUCGGGGUCUUUGGCUGCACCCUCCAGGUGACACAGGACAAGAUCAUCUGUCUGCCCAGUCAUGAACCCCGGGAGAACUUAUCUGAGGCCCCGUGUCAGCAACUGUUGUUGCAGGGGGUCCCUGAACAGAUGGAGGGUCUCCAGGAAGUGAGCGGCCUCAAAAAUAACUUGGACCUGCAGCAGUACAGCUUCAUUAACCAGCUCUGCUAUGAGAAGGCCCUUCAUUGGUACCCCAAGUACUUUCCCUACCUGGUUGUCAUUCACACACUCAUCUUUAUGGUCUGCACUAGCUUCUGGUUCAAGUUCCCUGGCACAAGCUCCAAGAUCGAACACUUCACCUCUAUCCUGGGCAAGUGUUUCGAUUCACCAUGGACCACACGGGCUCUGUCUGAGGUCUCGGGGGAGAACCGUAAGGGCCAUGCCACUGGACGAGCAACAGCAACUGUGGCUGCUGAGGCAGGGCCAGGGAAGGUGGGGGAGGGUGAAAAAGAGAAGGUGCUGACAGAGCCUGAGAAGGUGGUGACUGAGCCACCAGCUGUUACCCUGUUGGACAAGAAGGAGGGGGAACAGGCCAAAGCCCUGUUUGAGAAGGUCAAGAAGUUCCGUGUGCACGUGGAAGAGGGGGACAUUUUAUACACCAUGUACAUCAGGCAGAUGGUGCUCAAAGUCUGCAAGUUCUUUGCCAUCCUGGUCUACAACCUCAUCUAUGUGGAGAAGAUAAGCUUCGUGGUGGCCUGCACAGUGGAGACUUCAAGGUUCACGGGCUAUGCCAGCUUCUGCUGCAACCACACCAAGGCCCACCUCUUCUCCAAGCUGGCUUUCUGCUACAUCUCUUUUGUGUGUGUCUAUGGGAUCACCUGCCUCUAUACACUCUAUUGGCUCUUCCACCGACCCCUCAAGGAAUACUCCUUCCGCUCUGUUCGGGAGGAGACUGGCAUGGGUGACAUUCCCGAUGUCAAGAAUGACUUUGCCUUUAUGCUGCACCUCAUCGACCAGUAUGACCCGCUGUACUCCAAGCGCUUCGCUGUCUUCCUCUCCGAGGUCAGCGAGAGCCGCCUGAAGCAGCUCAACCUCAACCAUGAGUGGACACCUGAGAAACUUCGGCAGAAGCUGCAGCACAACACCACGGGCCGGCUGGAGCUGGCGCUCUGCAUGCUCCCAGGACUGCCUGAUACCGUCUUUGAGCUCCGUGAGGUCGAGGCACUCCGCCUGGAGGCCAUCUCUGAUAUCACUUUCCCCCCAGGCCUGUCACAGCUGGUGCACCUGCAGGAACUCAGCUUGAUCCACUCUCCUGCCAGGCUACCCUUUUCCUUGCAGAUCUUUCUGCGGGACCGCCUGAAGGUCAUCCGUAUCAAGUGUGAGGAGCUCCGCGAGGUGCCUCUCUGGGUGUUUGGGCUGCGUGGCCUGGAAGAGCUGCACCUUGAGGGGCUCUUUCCCCCAGAGCUGGCUCAGGCAGCUACCCUUGAGAGCCUCCGAGAGCUGAAGCAGCUCAAGGUGCUAUCUCUUUGGAGCAAUGCCGGCAAGGUCCCAGCCAGCGUGACUGAUGUGGCUGGUCACCUGCAGCGGCUUAGCCUGCACAAUGAUGGGGCCCGCCUGCUGGCCCUUAAUAGCCUCAAGAAGCUGACGGUGCUACGGGAGCUGGAGCUGGUGGCCUGUGGGCUGGAGCGCAUCCCCCAUGCAGUCUUUAGCCUAGGUGCACUGCAGGAACUUGACCUUAAGGACAACCACCUGCGGUCCAUUGAGGAGAUCCUCAGCUUCCAGCACUGUCGCAAGCUGAUCACGCUCAGGCUAUGGCACAACCAGAUCGCCUACGUCCCCGAACAUGUACGUAAGCUGCGGGUCCUUGAGCAGCUCUACCUCAGCCACAACAAGCUGGAGGCCCUACCCACCCAACUGGGCAUGUGCUCUGGCCUCCGCCUGCUGGAUGUUACCCACAAUGGGUUACACUCCCUGCCACCUGAGCUGGGUCUCCUGCAGAACCUGCAACACCUGGCUCUCUCCUACAAUGCCCUGGAGACCCUGCCUGAUGAGCUCUUCUUCUGCUGUAAGCUUCGGACGUUACUCCUGGGCUACAAUCAACUGACUCAGCUGUCUCCCCAGGUGGGGGCCCUCAGGUCCCUCAUCCGCCUGGAGCUCAAGGGCAACAGGUUGGAGGCUCUGCCAGAAGAACUGGGCAACUGUAGAGAGCUAAAGAAGGCUGGGCUUCUGGUGGAGAACAGCCUUUAUGAGGGCCUGCCAGCAGAGGUUCGAGAGAAGAUGGAAGAGGAGUAAAGCCAGGGAGGGGCAGGUUGCAGUAGAGGCUUUCUGGAUGCUUCCAUCCCAAAAUCUCUACCACUGUCUUUACCACUGAGGUGGCCAGGUGAGCCCAGGCCAGGAGAGGAGAGGAGGAGCAGACAUGUCAGCCCAUGGGGCCCAGGCAAGAUCUUGGGACUGGUUUAUCUGGGGAGAUGGGAAGCUGUGGAUUUGGGGUGGAAUGGCAUGGAGAGAUUAACUCAGUCAUAGAUUCUCAGACCAAAACCACAUCUGUGUCUUGGCUGGCUGGCCUGCCUCAGCCCUGGGCCAGAACUUCUGCCCUCCCCCUGGACAUUCUAGCUCAGUCAGUGCCACAAAAGGGGGUGAGGACACAACCCGAUAGGAUUUCAAUCUUCUCCCCCCUACCAAAGCUUACAUCGGGGGUUCUCUCCCAAGGUGUCACAGACACAAGGGACCAGCACACACUGCCCUGACUUGAAGUUAUUUCUCUUAUUUGGCAAUGCAUCAAAAUCAACAUUCCCAGAAAACAUCACAGGUCCCACCCCUGAAAGUCUGACUCAGGAGCUUUGGCUCGAGGCCAGGAACUUGCCUGUCAAUAAGUGCUCCAGGUAAUCCUGAUGCCUGUGGUCCUAGACAUUUAUGUUGGGAAAUGCUGACCUACAGAGGAGGUAUCUAGAGCAGGAAUUCUGAACCCUUUUUAGGUCCCUAGACCCUUUGAGAAUCUGAUGAAAGCUGGACACCUCUUUCCUCAAGAAAAUGCCUGUGUACACAUACAUGCACAAUUCUGUAAGCAAUUUCAGGCAGUCAACUCCCCAAGGACUAUUCAAGGGUGUCCUAAGGAUUGUAGACCCCAGGUUAAGAACACCCGCUGUGGAGGAUACAUUUUUAAAAAUAAAUAAUACUAAUUAUCAGAA
This is a messenger RNA of Myotis lucifugus (little brown bat), 5658 nucleotides long. It is a transcript of the gene LRRC8E, whose product is annotated as leucine rich repeat containing 8 VRAC subunit E. NCBI's taxonomy places the organism in Eukaryota, Metazoa, Chordata, Mammalia, Chiroptera, Vespertilionidae. The coding region runs from base 2381 to 4762 and encodes 793 amino acids. The record is from RefSeq and is a predicted model, not a curated record. Gene Ontology annotation, molecular function: protein binding. The transcript has 3 exons.